AUGGCAGUAGUACAGGCCGCCAGCGGGUUCGCUGCAGCACUCAUCAUCAGUAAUAUUAUCAUCAGCAGCAUGAAACGCCGGCAGCCGGCUGGAAACAAAGCCCGAAAGCCCCCAUCCCCGCCGAAGCUGCCGAUCCUUGGGAACCUCCACCAAGUGGGCAAGUUUCCUCACCGAACUUUCCCUGGCUUGGCGAAGCGCUGCGGUGCCUCUGACCUCAUGUUGCUCCACUUCGGCAGCAGGCCGGCACUAGUGUAG
Linum tenue is the source of this 255-nucleotide messenger RNA. NCBI's taxonomy places the organism in Eukaryota, Viridiplantae, Streptophyta, Magnoliopsida, Malpighiales, Linaceae. The record is from the annotation of a GenBank genome assembly.